AUGCUUUUAUCUUCAACCUUAGACUCCUUCCGCCAGGGACUGCCGAUCAGUGAGCUUCCUCGAACAUUUCAGGAUCUGAUUGUGCUUGCCCGGGCAUUCGGCGUUCGUUACAUGUGGAUCGAUGCCCUCUGCAUCAUCCAGGACUCUACUGAAGACUGGGAGCACGAAGGUGCCGCCAUGUGGAAGGUUUACGCGAAUUCGCUUUGUACAAUUGCAGCUACCGCCUCUAUAAGUCCAGAAGAUGGCUUGUUUCGGAAGAGAGACCCCGUACCAUUCACUCGACAGAUCAAGGCUCCUAGCGGACAUCCAUGUCGCGACAAUCAUGAUUAUCAUGUUUUCGAUCCAGGCUUCGCAGAAAGGUGUAUUUCCAGUGGGCCAUUACAGUCAAGAGGCUGGGCAUUCCAGGAGCGAAUCAUGUCGCCACGGGUUCUUCAUUUUUCAGACAGCCAGAUGCUGUGGGAAUGUCGCAAAGAGACCCAGUGCGAAGCAGCUCCUUUCUAUACGACUCUUCUGUCCCAGAAGAGCACAAAAGGGUCAAUCCAACAUCAAGGAAUGAGGAACAGACUGGAAGUGACUGCGGACCACGACGCGGAAUCGUCUGCCUCCUUAUCUUCGUCGACACCUGCGAGAAACCAUGUUGGGAAAGAAUAUGAUGUGUUUCUGGAUGGUUGGAAAUCAGUUGUCGCGAUCUACUCAAACUGUAGCUUGACCUAUGACGAGGACAAGCUACCUGCUUUGGCGGGCCUAGCCAAGGCAUUUCUACGAGACAAACCAGCUCGCACGUAUCUUGCAGGCAUGUGGAGAGAGAAUCUUGAAGGGCAGUUAGGCUGGAAGGUGAACACUCCGGGAAACAGACUCUCCACUCCUUACCGCGCACCUUCGUGGUUCUGGGCAUCGGUGACCAGUGCUAUUGAACCGUCCUUAUAUUAUAAGCUGGAGAAGCUCGGCCACUGUUUCUAUACCAUCCCGAGGAUUGAAAGCGUCAGCUGUGUAACUAAAGGACCACAGUAUUUCGGAAGGGUCUUGAGAGCACACCUUGAGGUCUCCGGUUACCUGGUUUUCCCAAUUGUUCAUAGUAUUGACGGUGAAAAGGAACCCCAGACCUGCCAGUUGCGGAUUGAACACACGUUUAUGUCUGCGUGCCUGUGCUGGGAUACUGUGGAUGUCCGUGCUAGUGUCGGGUUCACAAUUACAUGUCUACCCCUUGGUAUAGAGUAUGAUACUCGUAUUAUUACUUGUAUUAUACUGGAGCAGGUUGGGGGGAAUUCACCCAUCAAGUAUCAGCGAGUUGGUUUAUUGAAGGUUACUUUCGGUCAUGAUCGCAGUGACCAGCUUUGGAGGUUCGGAAUAGAAAAGGGGAUAAAAGAAAAUCGGUCUGUUGCCAAGUAUAACAAGGAGUUUUCUGUCAUACAUAUUGUAUGA
Molecule: messenger RNA, 1422 nt
Organism: Podospora anserina S mat+
Lineage: Eukaryota; Fungi; Ascomycota; Sordariomycetes; Sordariales; Podosporaceae
Exons: 1
Coding region: 1-1422 (473 amino acids)
Source: RefSeq, a predicted model, not a curated record